GCGUGGAGGUGCACUUGCACUGCAGAUGCACAUAGCCGUGCGCGGGCAGGUGCUGUGGGUUGUGCUCUUUUCAGGCAGACGGGCACCAAGAACAGCAUCCAGAGAAGCAGACGCUUUUCUCAUACUCUUCGUGUUCGCUUGUUUGGAGAUGUACGCACCAGUGAUUCGUAAGACCGCCGGGAUAGGGACCAGGAAUUCGGGCAUGCGCAACUGCGUGUAGGGCAAAAGCUGAUUUUGCUCGGACAUCGGCUCUCAUCGAGGCUGGAACGUAUUUGAUCGAUUCGAACACCGGUGGUGUAUACCAGGAGUUCAUUCUUGUUUUGUUGAGCGAUACGAAAGCGACGUCAUUGCCGCGGAGCACGCGAUAUGGACUAUGCUAUCGGUCAUGGUCGAUGGACUCCUCUGCACGACCCUUCCAGCAAGGACUCAUCGACAGCUUUUCCGCUCAACGGGGUAGAUCUCGCGACUGUUUCCGAUGAAACACUCGUCGUGAUCAGCAAAUCUUCACCUGUCGUCUACAGUCUCGGGUCUACCAAGGUCGUCCGUCUUUCUACAGAUCUGGUUCUCAAAUUCGGAGCAGCAAUUCAAAUACAGGAGAUUGAGGCGAUGAAACAUGUCCUCUCUCACACGAGCGUUGCUACUCCGAAGCUACAUCGCUACUUCUUCGUAGAGAAUGAGGCUUCUGCUUUUCGUAACUGGGGAUAUAUCGUCAUGGAUUAUGUCGACGGCGACAUGCUCGAAGAUAUCUGGAAGGGUCUGAGUUCGGAAAAACGUACCGACGUCAUCAAACAGGUGGCCAGCAUUAUCUCGCAAUUACAAGAUGUUCGAUUCGAACGACCUGGGCCUCUCGGCGGAGGUCGAGCGAGAGGUUUCUGGUUCUCGGACUACGGAGCAGGUCCUUUCAACAGCAAAGUCGACUUUAACGAAUACUUCACGAACAAGCUUGAAUUCGCCCAAAGGGUCGGACGGGCAAGCAAAGACCUCCCACGUUUCGAUUACUCCACAUUCGUUCUCGUACACCAGGACAUCAACCCUGUGAAUUUAAUUGUAGAUCGUAAUGAGAAGGUGUGGAUCAUCGACUGGGGAAACGCAGGAGCGUACCCGGCAAUUUUUGAGGCAGCAGCUAUGAAUGACUCUACGAUGUUUGGGGAGUCCAAUGCCCUUCUGUUGCCACAUACCUACAACGACGCGGAAGAAAGAAAGCAUAUCAUGGGCGUCCUUUGGACUACACUUUCUGCAGGGUAUGCAUAUUCGAAUGCAGAUUCAAUCUAGAGAGAGGUCAAAGGAGACUGCAAACCGGAUGAUUGCCCUAUUUUUCCUACAUGUAUAUGACGAUACAGAAGAAAGCAAAAACAUCAUGGGUAUCAUUUUGACACAACUCACGAUAGGCGCUCUUUUCCGGCAGAGAGGCCAAGGACAGGAAUGUAGCAUCGCCUCAUUUCACGACAAUCAUUCAUCUCACCUAUUCGCUGAUUCUGACUGAUGGUGGGUCGCUUGCAGGCUGCUUGCAGAGCGACACGUGAGAAGAGCGGUCUCGGUCAAUCAAAGAAAAACAAGAAAAGGAUACAUAGGUACCCUCUGUAUUAGCCUCUAUCCUGAUCUUCAACCGUUGUGAUAUUCAUAGAUAUUUACAUGUGCAGUAACAAGUUACUAGCAACUAGGAUAGCAACUAGGACAGCCCGACUAGGAC
Dissoconium aciculare CBS 342.82 is the source of this 1690-nucleotide messenger RNA. RefSeq lists its product as uncharacterized. Gene Ontology annotation, molecular function: protein kinase activity; ATP binding. The coding region runs from base 367 to 1272 and encodes 301 amino acids. Lineage: Eukaryota; Fungi; Ascomycota; Dothideomycetes; Mycosphaerellales; Dissoconiaceae. The record is from RefSeq and is a predicted model, not a curated record. Gene Ontology annotation, biological process: protein phosphorylation. The transcript is spliced from 2 exons.